ACCUACAUUGGGCUCACUGCAGCGAGACCUAUGAGCGAGACUGAGCUCGAAUCUCCGUAAUCGUUCCGAUGACAUAUUAACGUCCAACUGAACAAUUGUUUUAUGAGUACACACUACUUAAAAAUCUGCUUUUAGCCUUGUAUUGCAUUCCUGCUACAGAUUAUCUCGAGAAACUGGACUGCUACAGUAGCCAGCUAGUGCAAACAACGACGGCGUUACAGCUAAGCUAAAGUUAAAGGAAUCUCUUGUUGUGUUUUUAAGUCGACCUUUGCUACUGUAAUUGAGUGGCCACCUUUCGUUGUCUCUCAUACUAUUUGUCGUUUUGUUGUCAGUAUGGGGUUUAAUAAAACGUACUUAAGUAUUGGAUAUGCCUCUUGUGGCAUGUUCAUGGGAUUCUCCGCGUUUCUUGUAUGGAACAUCGCGUUAAAACAACCAUGGACAGCGGCAAUGGGAGGACUAUCAGGUGUACUUGCACUCUGGACUCUUAUCACCCACAUCAUGUACCUGCAGGACUACUGGCGCACCUGGCUGAAGGGCCUGAAGUUCUUUCUCUUUAUCGGAGUCGUCUUCUCCCUGCUGGCUGUUGUGGCCUUCAUCGCCUUUCUCUGCCUCGCCGUGACACACAAAGAGUCCCUGACCAACCCCCAGAGCCUGUACCUGUCCUGUGUGUGGAGCCUCAUGACUCUCAAGUGGUCUUCCCUGCUAAGCUUCUACUCACACCGCUACCGCAAAGAGUUUGCCGACAUCAGCAUCCUCAGUGAUUUCUAACAACCUUUGACCUCGGAACAACCCUUUUCCCUAAGUCUAGUCUCUAGGCCCAGGUCCACGGAAGACAGGGUUUGUUUUUUUAACCUGGCGGGGAUUGAAGGGGGGGUGGUGAGGGGGGCAACCAGGUGUUAGAAUGUGAGCAAGGGGGAACCUAAAUGAGGUGGUCACCAGGGAAGGUGGGGAGGGUAGAGACAAUGAAGGGAAUGGGUGGGAGGAUUCAAAAGGUUUGGUUUGUGGUUACGUGCAGACAACACACGUUACCUCCUCUGCCUACGUGUCUCCCUUUUCCUUCCUCCUUCUGUCGUUCCUCUCUCCACGUGUGCAGGGUAACCCAUGGUCUCGGAGGCCUCUCUCUAGAGCAGGUUCUCCUGUUUUUAUAAUAUGUCAUUCACCUGUGUAUACAAUAACAUAUUCUGUGUUGCUCUUGUAAGUCCUACAGUAAGGCUUUGACAGACAAAUGUAAGCGACUCCUUUUUAUGCAAUUUGUUUGGAUUCAUUUGAUAUAAUUCUUACUUGGAUGAUUGUAUGCAUUAUCUAGUGGUUGUAUAUCCGUGUGGUUGUUUGUCAACAGUCAAUAGUGCAGUUUCAUACUUGUGCCACAAGAGGGUAGCAGUUCAUUAAUCAUGGCGUUUUUAAGUAGUACACUUUUUUUAAAUAAGGUUUGUGACCCGAUAAACAGACAAAAGUAUGUCAGCAUUGCGUAGAGCAAAAAGCGGCAGUUAACUGUAUAAAAAUAUAUAGAUAUUUGUUCAUGCUUACAACAUGACAUGACGCCCAGUGUCAGUUAUAUCAUUGACUGCACAUGUGUUACUACACUUGCACAUAUCCUGGAUUGCACUGACUUUCCAUUUGCUUUUGUAAGGUACAGCUGUACCUGUGCAAUGUGCAGCAGUCCACAGAUAUUUCCUCUCACCAGGAAUGAGUGCUGAAGCCACUACCAAAUGUUAGCUAUCUCAACGCUUAGCUCAGUAUUCUGCUUUUUUGUAACGCAAGGACUCUAAAGGGAUUUUCAAGUCUCAGUCCCACAAUGUCCCCAGUGAGACUUGGAAGGAAGAAGGAUAAGCAUGUCACCCUUACUGUGACAGAGUGAGUGUUGUGGAAGGUGACUGACGAGCAUACAUACACACUUGUUUCUUUGCUUCAUGGUUAUAGCUUUGGACUGCAAGACAAGGCUAGUGACAUGCAUACAUUAGUAAUCAUGACCUGUGAUGAUGUUUUACCUCAUCCUAACCAUGGUGAUGAUCACAUUGUUGCCUACAGAGAUUCAUUGUUCAGUGUUACUUUAGUCUUGUUUUUUCUAAGUUUGCAUUUAUCAUUACAAUGAAAUGUGACUAUGUGUAUAUUCCCCCGAAAUACUUGUGUGUAUGAAAAUGGAUGUGUGUUGAGAGGUGUGAUAGUGUGAGAGAUACAUUAAUAAAGUAUUAUUUUAUGA
Hypomesus transpacificus is the source of this 2200-nucleotide messenger RNA. Its product is annotated as heme transporter hrg1-A-like. Gene Ontology annotation, biological process: heme transport. NCBI's taxonomy places the organism in Eukaryota, Metazoa, Chordata, Actinopteri, Osmeriformes, Osmeridae. Gene Ontology annotation, molecular function: heme transmembrane transporter activity; heme binding. Gene Ontology annotation, cellular component: plasma membrane; lysosomal membrane. The transcript is spliced from 3 exons. The record is from RefSeq and is a predicted model, not a curated record. Bases 334 to 768 code for a protein of 144 amino acids.